CCCAGAUUCUCCUGCCUUUAAAUGAAAUUCUUUCUGAGGGGCUGUAUUCAAGCACUGUUACUUUCUCUAGGAUUUCACAAUUGCAAAGAGUUCAUUUGGCUCCUCUGCCUUUCAUGAGCCUGUUCUUGGCAGUGCUGUGUGGCAGGAAGAAAUACAUCUCCAAACUGGUUUCCUCUGAGAAGAUGUGGUAACCAUCUACCUGCUACUUCAGGAUUUCACUUCUUUACUCCAAGCUUUAUGAACUGGAACACAAAGACACAUUAUUUUACUGGGACAGUAGGUGACACAGAGAAGUAAUAUACAGAGGGAGACCAGUCUUUUGUGACCACAGUCAACCCAUGAAGAGUGAGGUCUCUCAGCCAUCUAAAAGUAUUUACUGCAUUUGCUUCAGAAUACUGUGGAGAAAAUGUAUGCUAGUCGAGAGGAUAUUGGAUAUGAUUUUGGAGAGGACUCAAAAGUUGGAAGUAAGCCAACUAAGCCCAAUCCAAACAUUGAUGGAGGAUGGGCUUGGAUGAUUGUACUUUCCUCUUUCCUUGUGCACAUACUCAUCAUGGGUUCCCAAAUGGCCCUUGGAAUACUCAACAUGGAAUGGCUUGAAGAGUUUAAUCAAAGUCGUGGCUUAACAGCAUGGGUUAGCUCCCUCAGCAUGGGCAUCACGCUUAUUGUAGGUCCUUUUAUUGGUUUAUUCAUCAGCAUGUGUGGGUGCCGCACGACAGCCAUAAUUGGAGGGGUACUGAAUGCCCUGGGUUGGAUACUGAGUGCCUAUGCCUCAAAUGUGCACUACCUCUUCCUCACCUUUGGACUCACAGCUGGCAUUGGAAGUGGCAUGGUUUAUCUGCCUGCAGUGGUCAUGGUAGGGCAGUAUUUUCAGAAGAGAAGAGCACUUGCACAAGGGCUCAGUACCACGGGAACAGGGUUUGGAACUUUCCUAAUGACUGCCUUACUGAAGUACCUCUGCACUGAAUUUGGGUGGAGGAAUGCCAUGUUCAUCCAGGGGGCCAUCUCCCUGAACCUUUGUGUCUGUGGAGCACUUAUGAGACCACUCUCUCCAAAAGACCUCUGUGAAAAACAUGUGGUGAGAAGUGAUAGUGAAGAAAACCGGGCAAAAGCUCUGUCCCAUUCUACAGAGACUAUAAAAUCCAAUGGAGUCCUUGGUGAAGAAACAGAGAAAACAGAAGAGGCAGCAAAUGAAGAAGUGCUUGGCAGUGUGCAGCACACAGAAGUUGGAGGUAAAUCUGGAAGUGGAAGGAGCAUGUAUGGACUGCGCCUCUUUAAGACAGUGAGCCAGCUGACAGUUACAGUCAGGAAGGGCUUUGCACUCUGGUACUCCAGCUACUUUGGAGCUGCAUCACUGUUUACCAACAGAGUAUUCGUGGCCUUUAUCAUUUGGGCUUUGUUUGCCUAUAGCAGCUUUGUCAUUCCCUUUAUUCACCUUCCAGAAAUAGUCAAGCAGUACAACUUAUCUAGGCAGGACAAUGUAUUUCCUUUGACAUCCAUUAUAGCCAUUGUCCAUAUUUUUGGUAAAGUGAUCCUUGGAAUCAUCUCUGAUCUCCCGUGCAUCAGCACAUGGAAUGUCUUCCUCAUGGCUAACUUUACCCUGGUCACCUGCAUUCUUACUUUGCCACUAAUGCAGACAUACGUUGGCUUGGCUGUGGUUUGUGCUCUAAUAGGAUUUUCUAGUGGCUAUUUUUCUCUAAUGCCUGUUGUGACUGAAGAUUUAGUUGGAACUAAACACCUUGCAAAUGCCUAUGGCAUCAUCAUUUGUGCCAAUGGAAUAUCUGCUUUGUUUGGACCACCCUUUGCAGGUUGGAUCUAUGACAUCACACAAAAAUAUGAUUUUUCUUUUUACAUAGCUGGAUUGCUAUACAUGGUGGGAAUAAUAUUUUUACUUAUACAACCUUGUAUUCAAAAGAAACAGCCAAGAGAAAAAUCUACAGAAGAAGCACAAAUAUAG
Ficedula albicollis (Collared flycatcher) is the source of this 1954-nucleotide messenger RNA. It is a transcript of the gene SLC16A14, whose product is annotated as solute carrier family 16 member 14. Gene Ontology annotation, biological process: monocarboxylic acid transport; transmembrane transport. Gene Ontology annotation, molecular function: monocarboxylic acid transmembrane transporter activity. Lineage: Eukaryota; Metazoa; Chordata; Aves; Passeriformes; Muscicapidae. The transcript has 7 exons. The record is from RefSeq and is a predicted model, not a curated record. Bases 407 to 1954 code for a protein of 515 amino acids.